UUGACGUAGGUUCCCCGCUGUCCGAGCUGUCAGCCACGUCACCGCCUCUGGAACAUCUUUCCUCUCAGACCUCUGCAGACUCAGCUCAUGAGUGGAUUCAGCAGACAUUGUUAUCUGUUUAUCUUUCAUGCUGUUGGAUAAAGAGCCAACGAGCUACCGAACAGACCCUGAGCUCACCGUGCAAGCUGUUAGCUUAGCUUUUUGUUCCACUGGACUCGCAGUUUUGAUUUUGUGUGGGUCAAAAUCUGUGCAGGGCGUUGUUAGGCCUUUAAAUAGUUUGAUUAAAGUUUUUUUUCUUUAUCGAAACUUAUUGUAAACAUGAAUAUCUUUCGUUUGGCCGGUGACGUGUCCCAUCUGACGGCUAUAGUUAUCCUGCUGCUGAAGAUAUGGAAGUCCAAAUCCUGUGCUGGAAUCUCUGGGAAGUCCCAGGUGCUGUUUGCGCUUGUCUUCACCACCAGGUACCUGGACCUGUUCACUGUCUUCAUCUCUCCUUACAACACCGUCAUGAAGGUGGUGUUCCUCGCUCUGUCCUAUGCCACCGUGUACCUGAUCUACAUGCGCCUGAGGAGCACCUACGACUCUGAGAACGACACGUUCCGCGUGGAGUUCCUGCUGGUGCCGGUCAUCGGGCUCUCCUUCCUGGAAAACUACGCUUUCACCCCAAUGGAGAUCCUGUGGACCUUCUCCAUCUUCCUGGAGUCCGUGGCCAUAAUGCCGCAGCUCUUCAUGAUCACUAAGACGGGCGAGGCGGAGUCCAUCACCACCCACUACCUGUUCUUCCUCGGCCUGUACCGGGCGCUCUACAUCGCCAACUGGGUGUGGCGCUACCACACGGAGGGCUUCUUCGACCAGAUCGCCGUGGUGUCCGGCGUGGUGCAGACCAUCUUCUACUGCGACUUCUUCUACCUUUAUGUCACUAGGGUGCUUCGGGGAAGAGGAAAGAUGAGCCUGCCGAUGCCCAUUUAAGAAAAAACACAUACAAAGAAAAAAGACGUCAGUGCCGCUCAGCCGACUCUCUGUGCCUGCUGCAGCUCAGCACACCUUGCCCUUCAACUGUACAUGUGUUUAGCAAAAGGACUAAUGUGUGCACCUCUAGAGUUUGAAAUCCUGUGUGACUGGUACUUUAUGUGUGUGUGUGUGUGUGUGUGUGUGUGUGUGUGUGUGUGUGUGUGUGUGUGUGUGUGUGUGUGUGUGUGUGUGUGUGUGUGUGUGUGUGUGUGUGUGUGUUGAGAAGUUUGUGUUUUUUUCUUUAUUCGAUGCAAUUGUGACACUGAAAAAUGUGUCACUGGAUCUAAAAGAGAGUUACGCUAUGGAAACUGUAUAUUUGUCUGUCCCUAUAACACCCCGAGACACUUUGUCACCAUGUUUUUAUCCAGAAAAUUGCACAAAAAAAAAAAUAGAUUGUUAGAAGCUUCAGAUCCAGUGCCCAUAGUUUCAUUUCAAAGUGUCGUGGAUUUUCACACAACCACGUUUUUACUGUAUUCUUUAAUUCAAGUUAAUCUUAUUUAUACAUCCCAAUAUUAAAGUCACACAUUUGCCACGAGGGGCUUUUAUAAUCUGUACACCUUCCACAAAGUGUCUUCCUUAGAGCUGACUGUGUUAUAUGCAAACGCCUCCUUUCUUUAUUCUCGAGUUCCCUUUUUGUAUUUCCUCUUAUUGGUCGUCUUUUAUAUUUCAAUGUAUUUCUUAAUGGGAGGAAAAAGGGCUAAAUAUUUCAUUUUGUCUUAAAGGAAGCCAAAGAUGGGACGGAUAAAUGCUGCAAUUGUUGAGUCAAGAAAAUGUUUGUGGGACUAAGAAAGUAGUUGUGUCCGGGAUGAAAAUGGCAUUGUGUUUCUGUAAACGAUGAACCUUUGGUUGAUAAAUGUUUUAGUCUCAGUAAGUUGCACACCGACAUUACCUUUAUUAUAACGUGUGAGGGAUCUCGAGUCAA
Messenger RNA from Eleginops maclovinus (Patagonian blennie), 1930 nucleotides. It is a transcript of the gene kdelr3, whose product is annotated as KDEL endoplasmic reticulum protein retention receptor 3. Gene Ontology annotation, biological process: endoplasmic reticulum to Golgi vesicle-mediated transport; protein retention in ER lumen. Gene Ontology annotation, cellular component: endoplasmic reticulum; membrane; cis-Golgi network. Gene Ontology annotation, molecular function: ER lumen protein retrieval receptor activity. Bases 319 to 966 code for a protein of 215 amino acids. The transcript has 5 exons. The record is from RefSeq and is a predicted model, not a curated record. Lineage: Eukaryota; Metazoa; Chordata; Actinopteri; Perciformes; Eleginopidae.